AGAAGAAGAAGAAGAAGCAUAACAAGAAUAACAAGAAGAAGCGGUUUAGGUGCAAAAAUGAGCGAAGUGGAAAAACUGAAGUCGUUUGUGGCUGCACGGCUGAAUGAAGCUGCAUCUGAAAUCAUGGCUGCUUUCGCCAGAACAUUAUUGGAUUACGAAAAGGAAGUUGCUCGGUUAAAAGAGGAAAACAUGCGCCACUCUUCUUUGGUGGAGAUUAUUCUAAAAAAGAAGCUGCCCGAGAAAACAGCUUCUUGUGUCAGUGAGAGUGCCAUUGUUGAGGUCUCUGCCAACCCUGGCUCUAACCCAACUGCCAAAACUUCUGAUGCUGGCCGAUCUGCACUGGACUCAGAAAUGUAUCAGAAAGUCAAGAAAAUAACAUGCAAACCGAAAACUGGGAAAAUUACAGCCUUCAUCUCAAAAGAACAGUUUCUGAAGUUUUCAGCUGGGAAGAAGUGCCUGUUCUGUGUCAAGGAAGUGGCCGCCACAGAGCACCAUCUUCUCAAAAGACAUUAUAAUAUAGCUGUUCAUUUUAUUCGCGAUGGCAUCGCAAGAUUUGUGAUCCCGUGUUUGUGUUCAGCAAAAAUCCAGGAAAGAAGUCACUGGCACUGCCCAUGCUGCCAGGAAAUAAUUACUCGACGAUGCCAUUUUGGGAUGCACAUAUGGAGAAAACAUGGUUAUCCUGUGCUGAGGCCAAACCCAGAGACAGGGAACCAUCGGCCAUCCUCCAAUGAAGCAAACUCUUCAGGUCAUGAAGGCUUGCAUCGGGAAGAGUUCAAUAGUCAGAAACCUCAGCAGCGAAGGGCUUCACUGCUUCUUCAAAAGAAAGAAAGAGCAGAAAAAGGGAAAAUUACAGCCUUCAUCUCAAAAGAACAGUUUCUGAAGUUUUCAGCUGGGAAGAAUUGUCUGUUCUGUUUCAAGGAAGUGGCCGCCACAGAGCACCAUCUGCUCAAAAGACAUUAUAAUUUAGCUCUUCAUUUUCUUCGCGAUGGCAUCGAAAGAUUUGUGAUCCCGUGUAUGUGUUCAGAAAAAAUCCAGAAAAGAAGUCACUGGCAUUGCCCUUGCUGCCAUGAUAUACUUACUCGACGAUGUCCGUUUCAGGACCACAUAUGGAAAAAACAUGGUUAUUCUGUGCUGAAGCCAAACCGAGUGACGGGUUAGUAUGUUUGAAUCUGAUCUCCGUACAGGAUUACAGCAGUAAUGAUUAUUUGUAAAAAAGAAAUAAACCAUAUUUAUUAUUGCACAGCUUUACAGUUAUCAUCUCGGCUGAAGAAUAUAUUUUUCCCUUACCAUCCUUUACAAUCCAAAUACUACAGCUGAUGAGUUGUAGUUUCCUUAGACAUUAAAAUAACAUUACUGGCUGCUGUCGUGAACAACACUACAAUGCUUUCUGCUCUAGGAAAAAGUCGGCCAUCCUCCAAUGAAGCAAAUCCUUCAGUUCUUGAAGACUUUCUUCGGAAAGAGUUCAGUAGUCAGAAAGAAAGAAAAGAGGGAGCAGAAAAAGACAAAGUUCUAAACAUGGUGGAUGUCAGGCACAUCGGCAGCAGUCAACCAGAGCAUCACAAUCUUUAUCAAAGUCAAGCCCAAGAAGAAGACAUGCACAUCUGUUUGGAGGACUCUUCCAUUGAUAAGAAUGCUGGAACCCCUCAGCUUAUGGAGACUCAUCAGAAUGGUGGUGUUGGUAAAGGGCUGGAUUCAGCAGGCAAAGGGCAGCUAUCAAAUGUAACUGGUGUUGUCACAGAAGGCAAAGGUUUCAGCAAUACUGGGGAAUCGAAGAAAAGCAAAGGAGCAUCCUCGAGCUCAGAUGAUCGUAGCCCACCGAGCAAAAAGCAUGCAAAAUCAGCAGGCCUGAAUUGAAAAACAUGCAGGGGACAAAAUUUGUAUUUGUGGGGUUUGUGGAAAAAGUCUGGUGCAAAACAAAAGAUCUACAAGAACACCUGCAGAUCCACAAGGAAAAGAACUCAUGUGGCAAGCAGUUUUCCAGUAAAUACCGUUUGGAGCAGCAUAAGAGCUUUCAUCGACUAAAGACCCUAAACAAAAAGUCAACAGCAUCAUCUCACAUAUGGCUGAAAUUCUUUAGGAAUAAAGUAUUUUAGCAUCUGUUCUCUCAAAGUUAUCUACAUAUGAAUAAUAGUAUCAGUCAAUGCAAAUACACAUUUCUUUAAAAAAGUUCAUCUUUUUUUGAAAAGUAGAUUCCUAAUAACUACUGUCAUUAAAAUCUAGGACUUUUUUAUAUAUUUGUGGGUGUCACUUGGAUACUGUUCAAUAGAGCCAUUGAUUUCAUUGACAGUUUUAGAUUAAAUUUACAAGGUUGGGCAAGUUUUUUUCUUUUUUUUUUCUUGUUGGCACAGAACAAUAGAAUAACAAACAAAUGGGACAAAAGUACACUGUUUGUAUAUUAGAAACAAAGCCAAGGUUGUAGACUCCUGGUUUAACGUGAACGCUGUGAUCCUAUUUUGCUAUAAAUGCUUAAAGCUAACUGAAAUUGUGAAAUAACUUCCAAAUUGUAAAGGUGAAAUAUUAAAACUUGUCCAAGGGA
Molecule: messenger RNA, 2536 nt
Organism: Cyprinodon tularosa
Lineage: Eukaryota; Metazoa; Chordata; Actinopteri; Cyprinodontiformes; Cyprinodontidae
Exons: 10
Coding region: 58-1158 (366 amino acids)
Source: RefSeq, a predicted model, not a curated record